Messenger RNA from Manis pentadactyla (Chinese pangolin), 8943 nucleotides. RefSeq names its product ankyrin repeat domain containing 11 (gene ANKRD11). Gene Ontology annotation, cellular component: nucleus. The record is from RefSeq and is a predicted model, not a curated record. NCBI's taxonomy places the organism in Eukaryota, Metazoa, Chordata, Mammalia, Pholidota, Manidae. The transcript is spliced from 14 exons. Gene Ontology annotation, molecular function: protein binding. The coding region runs from base 500 to 8191 and encodes 2563 amino acids. Gene Ontology annotation, biological process: anatomical structure morphogenesis.
GCCCGAGGGCGGGCUCGCUCCCGCCGGCCUCCCAGCCUCGCGGGCGCUCGGAGCCGCCGCCGCCGCCUUCCCGCUCGGGCCGCGGCCGGGAGACGGGCCGGGGCUGCAUGGCCUCGCCCGCGCGCCGCCGCUGAGCCCGCGGAGCCGCGCAGUCGGAGCCGAAUAUACGUAGCCCGCUCUGGGACACGCCUCUGUCGGAUUAAUCUCUAGUCCUCAGCAGCACCAGCGUUCAGUAUGGAAUCGACGGUUGAUGACGAGGCGAUGGCGGCGUAGAUGAAGAUCAGGUGAGGGGAAAGAACGAUGCCCAAGGCUGGGUGUUCUAAGGCACCACAGCAAGAAGAGUCUCCUCCCAGCAACGACAUGGUGGAGAGACAGACGGGGAAGAAGGAUAAAGACAAAGUUUCUCUGACCAAGACCCCAAAGCUGGACCGCAGUGAUGGAGCGAAGGAGGUGAGGGAGCGGGCCACCAAGCGGAAGCUGCCCUUCACUGUGGGGGCCAAUGGAGAGCAGAAGGACUCGGACACAGAUGCCUCCAGCUCAGUCCAUGUCGUGGUACUGCAAGGCUGGGUCGCUCCUCGAAGCCCCAUGGCAUGAAAUGGAGGCUCCUAGAAGCAAGAAGAAAGAGAAACAGGGUCCCGAGAGGAAGAGGAUCAAGAAGGAGCCUGUCACCCGGAAAGCCGGGCUCCUCUUCGGCAUGGGGCUGUCUGGGAUCCGGGCUGGCUACCCCCUCUCCGAGCGCCAGCAGGUGGCUCUCCUCAUGCAGAUGACAGCCGAGGAGUCUGCAAACAGCCCAGUAGACACGACACCAAAGCACCCCUCCCAGUCGACCGUGUGUCAGAAGGGGACACCUAACUCUGCCUCAAAAACCAAAGAUAAAGUAAACAAGAGGAACGAGCGUGGCGAGACCCGCCUUCACCGUGCUGCCAUCCGGGGGGAUGCGCGCCGCAUCAAGGAGCUUAUCAGCGAGGGGGCUGAUGUCAACGUCAAGGAUUUUGCAGGCUGGACUGCGCUUCACGAGGCCUGUAACCGGGGCUACUAUGAUGUGGCGAAGCAGCUGUUGGCUGCGGGUGCAGAAGUCAACACCAAGGGCCUGGAUGAUGACACGCCCCUGCAUGAUGCCGCCAACAACGGGCACUACAAGGUGGUGAAGCUGCUGCUGCGGUACGGAGGGAACCCCCAGCAGAGCAACAGGAAGGGCGAGACGCCGCUGAAGGUGGCCAGCUCCCCAACCAUGGUGAACCUGCUGCUGGGCAAGGGCACCUACACGUCCAGCGAGGAGAGCUCCACGGCAGAGAGCUCCGAGGAGGAAGACGCCCCGUCAUUCGCACCUUCCAGCUCAGUUGAUGGCAAUAACACGGACUCGGAGUUUGAAAAAGGCCUCAAGCACAAGGCUAAGAAUCCUGAGCCUCAGAAAACUGCGGCCCCUGUCAAGGACGAGUAUGAGUUCGACGAGGAUGACGAGCAGGACAGAGUCCCUCCAGUGGACGACAAACACUUACUGAAAAAGGAUUACAGGAAAGAGACAAAGUCAAAUAGCUUCAUUUCUAUACCCAAAAUGGAAGUGAAAAGUUACACUAAAAAUAACACAAUUGCACCAAAGAAAGCGACUCAUCGCAUCUUGUCAGACACGUCAGACGAGGAUGUCGGUGUUCCGGUGGGGACAGGGGAGAAACUGAGGCUCUCGGCCCACUCGGCAUUGCCCGGUAACAAAAUGAGGGAGCCUCCCAGCUCAAAGCAGCAGAAGGAAAAGAAUAAAGUGAAAAAGAAGCGGAAGAAAGAGCCGAAAGGCAAAGAAGUACGUUUUGGGAAAAGGAGCGACAAGUUCUGUUCUUCUGAGUCAGAGAGCCAGUCCUCGGAGAGCGGUGGGGAUGACGGCGACUCAGUGGGCAGCCCCGGCCGCCUGAAGGAGUCCCCGCUGGUGCUGAGGGACCCCGCGCUGUUCAGCUCCCUGUCGGCCUCCUCCAGUUCAUCGCUGGGGAGCUGCACCACCCAGAAGCAUAACCCCAGCCACACAGACCAGCACACCAAGCACUGGCGGACAGACAAUUGGAAGGCCGUUUCCUCUCCCGCCUGGUCAGAGGCCAGCUCUUUAUCAGACUCCACGAGGACGAGACUGACAAGUGAGUCUGAUGGCUCCUCCGAGGGCUCCAGCGUGGAGUCACUGAAGCCAGUGAGGCGGAAGCGGGAGCCUCGGAGGCGGGGCGGCCUGCAGAGCGGGCUGCCUGACAAGAGGACCCCCUUUCCCUGCAGUGUGGAUGGCGCUGUCCCCAAGCUGGACAAGGAGGGGAAAGUGGUCAAGAAACACAAAACAAAGCACAGACACAGGACCAAGGAGAAGGGCGCCUGUGCUGCUGGCCAGGAGCUCAAGCUGAAGAGCUUCACUUACGAGUACGAGGACUGCAAGCAGAGGCCGGACAAGGCGAUCCUGCUAGACAGCGACGUCUGCGCUGACAGCAAAGUAAAAGCCUCGAGGCACGACCGAGAGCAUGCGAGGCGGGAGGAGCGGCUCGGCAGGGCGCGGCCAGAGGAGAAAGAGUGGCUCUUCAAGGACGAGGUGCUGAAGGCCCCCAGAGAUGAAAGGCCCCCAAAAAGAGGCAAGGAAACGAGCAGGGGUGGGAGCCGGCCGCUCCGAGAAGACAAGGACCGCGCAAACAGGGCCGAGAGGGAGAAGCCGGCAAAGGAGAAGUCCCCGAGAGAGGAGAAACUGAGGCUCCACAAAGAGGAAAGAAAGAGGAAGUCUAGAGACAGGACCUCAAAGCUAGAGAAAAAGAAUGAUUUCAAAGAGGACAAAAUUCCAAAAGAGAAGGAGAAGACCUUCAAAGAAGAUAAACUCAAACGAGAAAAAGUUUACCAGGAAGACCCUACGUUUGACGAGUAUUGUAACAAAAAUCAGUUUUUGGAGAAUGAAGAUACCAAAUUUAGCCUUUCUGAUGAUCAGCAAGACAGGUGGUUUUCUGAUCUGUCAGAUUCCUCCUUUGAUUUCAAGGGGGAGGACAGCUGGGACUCGCCUGUGACCGACUACAGGGACCUUAAAAAUGAGUCUGUGGCCAGGCUGAUCUUGGAAACGGUGAAAGAGGACAAGGAGAAGAAGCGGGAAGGCAAACCCCGGGAGAAGCGGGGCGACCGAGAUGCCCCCCUCAGGAAGAGGGACAGGGAUGGCCUGGACAGGACCUCUGAGAAGAGGAGAGACGCAGCCGAGAAGCACAAGGGAGUCCCCAGCUGUCCCCCAGAGAAGGACAAAAAGCGGCGGGAGUCUGCUGAGGGCGGGCGGGAGCGCAGGGAUGGCAGGGUCAGGCCCGAGGACAUGCACCGGGAGGACCCCAGAGAGCAGGGUGGCGAGGGCGGCCUCAGGGACAGGCCGGACUGCGACUGUGGGAAGGGCCUGGAGCCUUGGGAGCGGCACCAUGCCACCAGGGACAAGGAGAAGAGGGAGAGGCCGAAGUCAGAGAGGGCGCGGGACAAGGCCGGCGACAAGGACCGGGGCGAGAAGUCUACCCUUGAGAAAUGCCCAAAGGACAAGGAGCUGGACAAGUGUUUUAAGGAGAAAAGAGAUGCUAAGGAAAAGCAUAAAGACAGAGAGAGGAAAGCAUCUCUUGACCAAGUCAAAGAAAAGAGGGAGAAGAGUUUCGCUGGGAUUACCCCAGAGGACUUCUCAGAGAGAAAAGACGAGAAAAAGGGGAAAGAGAAAAGCUGGUACAUCGCAGACAUAUUCACAGAUGAAAGCGAGGACGAGAAGAUCGAUUACCCAGCCAGCGGGCUCAAGGCCGCGGAGCCCGGCGACGGGCAGACAGAGCGGGAUGACGGGCGGGAGCUGCCGCCCCCCGACAGAGCCCGGAAGCACUCGGCCGAGCGGCAGCACGCGGACAAGCAGAGGGACCGGGAGCUCAGGGAGAAGAGGAAGGAGAAGGGGGCCACGGAGGCGGGGAGGGACAAGAGGGAAAAGGCCCUCGAGAAGCACAGAGACAAGAAGGACAAAGAGCCGGCCGAGAGGCACAAGGACAGGAGGGAGCGCGCCCUGGCCGACGCCCCCCAGGAGAAGAGGGGCAGGCAGAGGCCUCCCGAGAGAGCGGAGAGGAAGCCCUCGGCCGAGGACAAGGCCAGGAGCCGGCACAGGGAGCGGCCGGACCGGGAGCACUGCCGAGACAAGAGGGCGCCGCGGAGCAGCGAGGGGGAGAGGAGCCUGCUGGAGAAGCUGGAGGCGGAGGCCCUGCACGGGUUCCGGGAGGACGCCGACGACAGGGGCAGCGAGGCGUCGUCGGACAGCUUCGUGGACCGAGGGCCGGAGCCCGGCCUGAGCGCCCUCCUGGAGGCGUCCCUUACCGACGCCCUGGAGGAGAGGCCCAGGGACAAGGAGAGGCACCGGCACUCGUCGUCCUCCUCCAAGAAGAGCCACGACCGGGAGAGGGGCAAGAAGGAGAAGAAGGAGCGGGCGGAGGAGCCCAGGGACGCGGGCGGCAGGAGGGGCUCCGGCCAGUGCGAGAAGGGCCUCCCGGAGGCCGAUGCCGGCGGUGCCCCCUACAACACGAGAGCCGACGUGGAAGACGAGCCGGAUAGAGCCGGUGAGUUGUUCUCUGCUGAGAGGAGAGAGAAGAACGACUCUGACAGAGAGCCUUCCAAGAAGGCAGAAAAGGAGCUGAAGCCUUACGGGUCCGGCGCCGUCAGCGCCCCGAAGGAGAAGAGGAGGAGGGAGCGGCACCGGGAGCGGUGGCGGGACGAGAAGGAGAAGCCCAGGGACAGGCCCGGGGACGGGCUCCCGAGGCACAGGGACAAGGACACCCCUCCAGGCCCUUCCAAAGACAAGUGCAGGGAUGAAAGCCUGAGACCCAACGAGGCCAGACCGAAGGAGAAGUUCAGGGAAAACCCAGAGAGAGAAAAGGGCGACGUGACGAAGGCGAGCAAUGGCACGGACAGGCCGCUGCCCUCCAGAGACCCGGGCAGGAGAGAUGGCCGGCCCCGGGAGAAGCUCCUCGGUGAUGGCGACCUCAUGAUGACCAGCUUCGAGAGGAUGCUCUCCCAGAAGGACCUGGAGAUUGAGGAAAGGCACAAACGGCACAAGGAGAGGAUGAAGCAGAUGGAGAAGAUGCGGCACAGGUCUGGAGACCCUCGGCUCAAGGAGCGGGCAAGGCUGGCUGAGGAUGCACGCAAGCGGGGGGAUGGCCCCCCGAGGAAGACGCUGGGGCUGGACCCUGCCCCGAAAGACAGGAAGCCCAAGGACCCGCUGCCAGCCGCUGAGAGCAAGCCCCAGCCGGGACCUGCCGUGGAUGCCAGGGACUGGGUGGCCGGCCCUCACAUGAAAGAGGCCUUGCCUGCUUCCCCAAGGCCUGACCAGAGCCGGCCCACCGGGGUUCCCACCCCCGCGUCCGUGGUGUCCUGCCCCAGCUACGAGGAGGCCAUGCACACACCCAGGACCCCAUCCUGCAGCGCCGACGACUACACUGACCUUGUGUUUGACUGCCCGGACCCCCAGCCUGCCUCCAGCACGCCCACCAGCGCCUGCUCCCCUUCCUUUUUCGACAGGUUCUCCAUGGCAGCAGGCGGGAUUUCGGAAACCCCCGGUCAGACACCCACAAGGCCGCCGUGCACGAGCCUUUACCGUUCCAUCUCUGUUGACAUCAGGAGGACCCCCGAAGAAGAAUUCAGCAUUGGGGACAAGCUCUUCCGACAGCAGAGCAUGCCCGCCACGUCCAGUUACGACUCACCAGGGCAGCACUUGGAGGACAAGGCCCCUGGGCCCCCAGGUCCUGCCGAGAAGUUGGCCUGCUUGUCUCCAGGGUAUUACUCGCCAGACUAUGGUGUCCCUUCCCCCAGAGCAGAUGCUCUUCACUGCCCACCGGCUGUGGUCACCAUCACCCCCUCCCCAGAGGGCGCCUUCUCUGGGUUACAAGCAAAGUCCCCUCCUCACAGGGAGGAGCCGUCGGCCCCAUCCAUGGAGGGAGCCCUGCCCCCCGACUUGGGCCUUCCACUGGAUGCCACAGAGGACCAGCAGGCCACUGCGGCCAUCAUCCCCCCUGAGCCCAGCUACCUGGAGCCCCUGGAGGAGGGCCCUUUCAGCACAGUCAUCACCGAGGAGCCUGUCGGGUGGGCACAUGCCACCACCUCGGAGCAGGGCCUCUGUGCCGGCCUCAUCGGGAGUGCCCCCGAGAACCCUGUCAACUGGCCAGUGGGGCCAGAGCUUCUGCUUAAGUCUCCACAGAGAUUCCCAGAGUCCCCGAAACAUUUCUGCCCUGCUGAGUCCCUCCACCCUGCAGCCCCAGGGCCUUUUGGUGCCACGGAACCCCCUUUCGCAGUCUCCCCUGUCUCAUAUCCUCUGUCGGUGGCCGAGCCGGGACUCGAGGACAUCAAAGAUGCUACCGCGGUGGAAGCAGCCCCAGCCACCAUCCCCACUUCGGAAGAGCCAGGCCCCUUCACUCCCUCCUCCAGGCUGGAGGCCUUCUUCAGUGACUGCAAGCCCCUCCCGGACACGCCCCCUGACCCACCACCCGAGCCUGCAUGUAUGACCAUCACGCAGGCAGAGGCUCUGGGGCCCCUGGAAAACAGCUUCCUGGAAAACGGUCCCAACCUGUCGGCCCUGGGCCCAGUGGAGCCUGGGCCCUGGCCAGACGCCUUUACCACCUCAGAGGACGACUUGGACCUGGGACCUUUUUCACUGCCAGAGCUUCCUCUUCAAACGAAAGAGGUUUCUGACAUCCAAGCAGAGCCUGUAGAAGAGAGUCCCCUUGUCCCUGUAGGAAAUGCCCCCACAGGGGCCCCCCCAGUCCUCGACAGUGGGGAGGUCGUGGCAUCAGCUGCUGAGGAGCCACUGGCAGUGCCCCCUGACCAGGUGGCCACCCAGCUCCCCGCAGAGCCUGAGACCUCAGAGGAACUGCAACCAGACGUGGUGCUGGAAGCCACAGGGGAGGCCAGGGUCGCGACAGAGGGGAGGGCCCCUGAGGACACGGACUUUGGUGUGGGGCCCACACCUGUUUUGGAGCAGUGCCUGUCAGGGAGUGUAGAUGAGGCCCAGGGCCAGGACCCCCUGGCCACACCCCUCAGCGCCCCAGACCCCGCCAUGGAUGGCUUGGCACAGGCCUGUGUGGCAGACGGGGCCGGCCCCAAUGACAGUGCUGGGCUUGAGGUGCCUCCAGGCAGUGUGCAGCCUGAAGCAGCAGAACCGGAACCCAAGCCCCCAGCCGAAGCCCCAAAGGCCCCCAGAGUGGAGGAGGUCCCGCAGCGCAUGACCAGGACCCGGGCCCAGAUGCUGGCCAACCAGCACAGGCAGAGUGCAUCCCCCUCCGAGAGGGAGCCUGUGCCCACCCCAGCCUCCAGGGCCAAGGGCCGCGGCUCCGAGGAGGAGGACCCACAAGCCCAGCAUCCACGGAAGCGCCGCCUCCAGCGCUCCAGCCAGCAGCCACCGCCCCCCAGCACGUCCACGAGGCAGACGCGGGAGGUGAUCCAGCAGACACUGGCCGCCAUCGUGGAUGCCAUCAAGCUGGAUGCCAUUGAGCCCUACCACAGCGACCGCUCCAACCCGUACUUUGAGUACUUGCAGAUCAGGAAGAAGAUCGAGGAGAAGCGGAAGAUCCUGUGCUAUAUCAGCCCACAGGCCCCCCAGUGCUAUGCCGAGUACGUCACCUACACGGGCUCCUACCUCCUGGACGGCAAGCCGCUCAGCAAGCUGCACAUUCCCGUGAUCGCCCCCCCGCCCUCCCUGGCGGAGCCCCUGAAGGAGCUGUUCAAGCAGCAGGAGGCCGUGCGGGGGAAGCUGCGCCUGCAGCACUCGAUCGAGCGGGAAAAGCUGAUCGUCUCCUGCGAACAGGAGAUCCUGCGCGUGCACUGCAGGGCGGCGAGGACCAUCGCGAACCAGGCCGUGCCGUUCAGUGCCUGCACCAUGCUGCUGGACUCGGAGGUCUACAACAUGCCUCUGGAGAGCCAGGGCGAUGAGAACAAGUCGGUGCGUGACCGCUUCAACGCCCGCCAGUUCAUCUCCUGGCUGCAGGAUGUGGACGACAAGUAUGACCGCAUGAAGACGUGUCUCCUGAUGCGGCAGCAGCAUGAGGCUGCAGCCCUCAAUGCCGUGCAGAGGAUGGAGUGGCAGCUGAAGGUCCAGGAGCUGGACCCUGCCGGGCACAAGUCCCUGUGUGUGAAUGAGGUGCCCUCCUUCUAUGUGCCCAUGGUUGACGUCAACGACGACUUCGUGCUUCUGCCAGCCUGAUGCACAGCAGGACGCCACUUGGGACACAGGCGAGAGCCACGUGCACCUGCCCAGCACUGCUGCCGAGUCUGGGUGUCAGAGGGAGACCUUGUCCCCCGGGUGGGGACAGCCAGGGAGAAGCCCGUGCUUUGCCCCCUGGAGCACAGCUCCUUGAUGGCAGCCACUGCAGGAGGACAAGAAGACCACAGGGACGUGGACGUGAUGGCUUCAGGAUUGGUCUCCAGCCAGCUAGCUGCACGCGCAUUUUAGGAGCUGCAGAACAGAGUGUGUUUUUAAAAGUUCUUGUUCCAUUCUGAUCAACUAAAAAUAAAACCAAGGUGUCCACCCACAAACAGUGACCUCCAGGUGGAGGGCAGAGAGUCCACCGCCCUGUAGCCACAGGGCCACUGAUGGCCUCAGACUGGGUCUGGGACGCUGUGCUGGGCGAGGGCCUGGCUGCGCCACCCCCCUGCCACUGAGGAACACAAGCUGAUUGUGUUUUUAAUGGAGUCAAAUCCACGUGGUUUGUAUAUUUUUUUCCUUUAUUCUUGGGCAUUUUGUUUCUCUUUCUGAGAACAUAACUUGAAACACUACAGAGCCAAUAAUCAUAUAAAAAGUGUACCGUGAGCUGUACAGUUUUAUACACAUUCACAAUGUACUUUUGCUGCCUUCUAGAUAAUUUAUUUUGCAACACAUUACUGCACAGUUGUAAAUAACUUAUGUACUGUAACAUCACUUCAGUUAUGUGUAAAGAAAUAAAUAAAUUAACUAAA